Molecule: messenger RNA, 2990 nt
Organism: Centropristis striata (black sea bass)
Lineage: Eukaryota; Metazoa; Chordata; Actinopteri; Perciformes; Serranidae
Gene: rprd1b
Product: regulation of nuclear pre-mRNA domain containing 1B
Exons: 7
Coding region: 528-1514 (328 amino acids)
Biological process (GO): mRNA 3'-end processing
Cellular component (GO): RNA polymerase II, holoenzyme
Molecular function (GO): RNA polymerase II complex binding
Source: RefSeq, a predicted model, not a curated record
CUGCGCGACGCACAUGUCGAGGUUAAAGUGCAAGCUGCCAUUUUUUCGAAGGAAUCCUCAUUCCUGACUAGACAAGCAAAGACAAAUUGUGAGUCCAACCGCAGUUUUAUUUUGUCUGUUUGCGCACUGGAAACAUAUUGUGCAGGAGUAUCCCGGCAGCUGUGUUUCUCUGAGCCCGGGUUGAGGCGCAGGGUUAGCUCGGGGUUGCAGGUGGCUGCUGCUUAGCUCGGCUAGCUAACGUUAGCUGUAAACAAACACUGCAGGCAGAGAGGAAAAAGCAGCUGGUAAAAGAGCUCACAUUUGUCAGCUUUGUUCAGUAGAUGUGGUCGCUGAUUAAGCUAGAGAAAGAGCCAACGUAGCGUUAGAAACGUAGCGUUAGGGGGAGCGGGGUUUAACUGUGCAUGCUUUCAAGUUAGCGACACAACUCGGGAGUUUUGAUGACAGUGCGAGUUUCUCUGAACCAGGUCGGAGCUCAGUCGCUUUAGUGCGGGUCGGGGUCAGCGGGGGAAACACACUCUUCCACCGGCAUGUCGUCCUUCUCCGAGUCGGCCCUGGAGAAGAAGCUGACGGAGCUGAGCAGCUCGCAGCAGAGCGUCCAGACUCUCUCCCUGUGGAUCAUCCACCACCGCAAACACUCCGCACUCAUCGUCAAAGUGUGGCACAGAGAGCUGAAGAAAGCUAAAAGCUCCAGGAAGCUGACAUUCCUGUAUCUGGCCAACGAUGUUAUCCAGAACAGCAAGAAGAAAGGACCCGAGUUCACCAAAGACUUUGAGACCGUCCUUGUCGAUGCCUGCUCCCAUGUUGCCAGUGAAGCAGAUGAGGGCUGUAAAAAGCACAUGGAGAGACUGCUCAACAUCUGGAAGGAGAGAGCUCUCUACAGAGGAGACUUCAUUCAACAGCUCAAACUGGCCAUAGAGGACUCCAACAGCCCCAGGCCUUCAGAAGAGAAGAAAGCUGUGAAACGAAGCUAUCAGAAGAUCCAGGAAGAAGAAGAGGAUGAAGAUGACGACUACAGAAGCCAGGCCUCCCCUCACAGCACAGACAUAUCAGCAACUCAACUGACGGAGGAGCUGGUGAAGGCCCUGCAGGACUUAGAAAAUGCUGCAUCGGGCGACGCAGCAGUUCGUCAGAAGAUCGCCUCGUUGCCGCAGGAAGUCCAGGAUGUUUCUCUGUUGGAGAAAAUCGGUGACAAGGAAGCAGCGGACAAGCUGUCCAAAACGGUGGAUGAAGCGUGUUUGCUGCUGGCGGAGUACAACGGCCGACUGGCUGCUGAGCUGGAGGACCGGAGGCAGCUGGCUCGCAUGCUGACUGAAUACAUCAACAGCCAGAGGGAGGCACUCAUGGAGAGAGAGAAGAAACUAGAAGAGUAUAAACAGAAACUGGCGAGAGUGACCCAAGUGAGGAAAGAGCUAAAGUCCCACAUCCAGAGCCUCCCCGACCUCUCCCUCCUGCCCAACGUAACCGGGGGUCUGGCCCCGCUCCCCUCGGCAGGAGACCUCUUCUCCACCGACUGAUAGGUGAUAGGGAGAAAAACUACCCUCAGUGCCCCUCCCCACCCAAACCAAGCCCCACGUUUGAUUCACAGAACACUUCGAGAUACGUCUUCAGCCAGAGGACACGUGUGGUCAAACCUCUCCCAGCAGCCAGCUCACCUGCUGUCUCCGAACCUGCGGGACAAGAGGGAGAAAGAGACACGAGAAGCAAGUUUUGGUGAAAUCAGAACACUUUGCAGAGGAGAAACAGAGACUCUGUCAGCCUGGAUAUUUCAGGCACUUGCUCGAACGACGAGGAUUCCACUUCACCAGCUUGGAACAAGUUUGUUUCCUGUUUGUUUUUAUUUUUUAUUUUUUUAACGUUGGAAAUGUCAGUGAUCUAGGAGGAGGGGAGGGGUAAAGGCGCAAAACUUAGACAUAAAUGUUGGCUGUCAGAAUGUGUCAAUCAAAGUGUCUUUUUGUGUGGUAUAUUGUGGAUUAAGUGAGCAAAGGUGGGCUGUUUGCUCUCACAAUUCUCAGAGGUUGUGACUACACUGUGAACAGGAUGUACCAUUCAUUAGUUCCACUUUUUUUGGUUUUCAGUUGGUGGCUUUUUAUUGACCCAUAGUUGGUUUGGUUGUGUGUGAAAAAAAAUAGAGAAUAUAUCAGAUUGGGUUCAAUGUAUGUUGCUUUUUGGUAGCUUGAUGAAAAGACAGGGUCAACAACUCAUUUAAGUAACACUUCAUAGAGACAGUGAUUAAAUUAGGUUUCGUCCUCAUAGUCAGUAGACAGACUCUGGUUUCUGUGUCCCUGUUUGCAAGUGUUUUUCUCAUUUACAGAUUAAAACUUUGCAAUUCAAAGUCAAUUUUUUUCAUGCAUUUAUUUAGACAGAUGCUUGAAAGUAUGCUAAUUGUGUAUUGAGUAAGUAUUUACUAGACAAGUUUUGAGUUUUACAAAUAAAUCCUGGAAGUUUGAGGAAACUAUUCAAAACAGUGUUUGAUUUCUGUUAAACUACCUGGUCUUUAGUUGUAAGACAAAACAAAAAAUCCCCACACUAAAAAAUGCAAUUUCUUCUUUGAGGUAAAAACUAAACGAUGAGAAAAACUAAAAAGUAUGAAAGAAUGUAAAGUUUUAGAAAGUGUAGAGCUGGGCAAUAUGGAAAUUUGGAAAAAUCAAAAUAGUACAUAACAUGAGGACCCUUUUUAUAUAUUAAACAAGUUUUGGAAUUAAAAAUGAAAAAAACAGAUGUCACAUAAAAUGGACUGGAACCUUCUUUCCAGCUACAUUCUCAGGUAUUAUAGAAAAUUGUGUUUAAUGAAUCACAAUAUGAAAUCCCCAUAAUGAUCAUUUAUACAUAUUGCUCAGUCCUAUUUGUGUUUAGACAUUAAGUGAUGAAAUAUUUUACAAGCAGCAACAAAUUCUCCAUAUCCUCCAAUACCCCUGUGCCCCAUUUCUGUAGUCUCUUCCAGUAAAAUGAGGUCAACCACAUAAUAAAUAAAUAAAUUCUGAAUUGAUAUA